This is a messenger RNA of Alligator sinensis (Chinese alligator), 932 nucleotides long. RefSeq names its product histone H3-like. Lineage: Eukaryota; Metazoa; Chordata; Crocodylia; Alligatoridae. The record is from RefSeq and is a predicted model, not a curated record. Gene Ontology annotation, biological process: nucleosome assembly. The transcript is spliced from 2 exons. Gene Ontology annotation, cellular component: nucleosome. Gene Ontology annotation, molecular function: protein heterodimerization activity; structural constituent of chromatin; DNA binding. The coding region runs from base 214 to 858 and encodes 214 amino acids.
CUUGGGGUCAUUUGGUGGCACAUAACGUGCAAAAAAUACACUUUUUAAACUCCGAAGAAACACAAACAGAUCAGGGAGAAGAGCUCUCUCUGCCUUGCAGCUGGGCGGGCUCUUCAACGAACCAAUCACAGAGCAGCUCUCGUGUAUAAAUACCAUGCAGCCGCGCUUCCUAGACCAACAGCUUUUUUUCGCUGCAAGGGAACGUCUGAGACCAUGUCUGAAACUGCGCCUGUUCCAGCCGCCGAUGCAGCUCCGGCCACCGCGGCACCUGCUCCCGCCGCUAAAGCCCUAGCUAAGAAGCCGAAGAAGGUAGGAGGCUUUAAGGCGGGCGGCGCCAAAGCGAAGAAGCCCGCGGGCCCCAGCGUGACCGAGCUGAUCACCCAGGCGGUAGCUGCUUCCAAGGAGAGAAAAGGCGUCUCACUGGCCGCCCUAAAGAAGGCGCUGGCAGCCGGCGGCUACGAUGUGGAGAAGAACAACAGCCGCAUUAAGCUGGGGCUCCGGAGCCUGGUGGACGAGGGGGCGGCCCGCAAGAGCGCGCCCGCCACGGGCGGCGUGAAGAAGCCGCACCGCUACCGGCCCGGCACCGUGGCGCUGCGCGAGAUCCGGCGCUACCAGAAGUCGACGGAGCUGCUGAUCCGCAAGCUGCCCUUCCAGCGCCUGGUGCGCGAGAUCGCGCAGGACUUCAAGACGGACCUGCGCUUCCAGAGCUCGGCCGUGAUGGCGCUGCAGGAGGCCAGCGAGGCCUAUCUGGUGGGGCUCUUCGAGGACACCAACCUGUGCGCCAUCCACGCCAAGCGCGUCACCAUCAUGCCCAAGGACAUCCAGCUGGCCCGCCGCAUCCGCGGCGAGAGGGCCUGAGGGACUGCAGCGCCUCCCGUCUCGAUCGCUAGGAAACAGUUCAUUAACCCAAAGGCUCUUUUAAGAGCCACUCC